AUGGAUGUUGAUGACGACGAGACAGAGGACAAACCAAUUUUGUUAGAGGAGCACAAGGCAAAUGCAGUGAAAAUAACCUCGAGGCAGGCAACAAGUGAGAUCUCCGAGAUCUUUGGAACGGCACCACCAAAGAAAACCAUCCAUGCCAUUGUUCAGCGGCCAUCAGCAGCAUUAACCCAAGGGAUAUAUUCUGGAGAACGUGAGGAAGGCCCCGACUCUUUUGUUGUUAUAUCCAAAAACCGUCGUCAGGGCAUUGCCCAAUACAUAUUGGACCGAGGAGUCACUCUUCUUCGUAGCCCACCGUAUUCUGCUGCAGCAGGCAUCACUGGCCUUGAACCCUCAGCGACGAUCCUUCCAAAGACUACAAUGAGUCUAUGGUGUGCUUAUCGGAAUAAGGCUGAAAUCGGGCCUAGGUCUAUUUGCUUGGGUUACAAGCCGUCGGGUCCUCUGCCGGCCCUUACACCGACCCUCCACCGAACCCUUGAACCCUUGCUACUCCUUGAGGAAAGAUCACUGUGGGGAUUCUAG
Lobosporangium transversale is the source of this 528-nucleotide messenger RNA. RefSeq lists its product as hypothetical. The transcript has 4 exons. Lineage: Eukaryota; Fungi; Mortierellomycota; Mortierellomycetes; Mortierellales; Mortierellaceae. The record is from RefSeq and is a predicted model, not a curated record. Bases 1 to 528 code for a protein of 175 amino acids.